AUGGCUGAAAAGAAAAUCCCAGUUGUUCUGCUGAAUUCAGGACACAAAAUGCCAGUUAUAGGCAUGGGAACUUCAGUUGAGAAUAGUCCAUCAAAUGAGACCCUUGCUUCAAUCUAUGUUGAUGCCAUUGAGGUUGAGGAAGCCAUUGGUGUAGCUGUUUCAAAAGCCAUAGACAAAGGCCUUAAAAAGAGUAGAGAAGAAGUUUUCAUCACUUCAAAGCCUUGGAACACAGAUGCACAACGUGAUCUUAUUGUCCCAGCUCUCAAGACCACAUUAAAAAAGCUGGGGAUGGAGUAUGUGGAUCUUUAUCUGAUUCAUUGGCCAGUGAGGUUGAGACAUGAUCUUGAAAAUCCAACU
Molecule: messenger RNA, 357 nt
Organism: Vigna umbellata (rice bean)
Lineage: Eukaryota; Viridiplantae; Streptophyta; Magnoliopsida; Fabales; Fabaceae
Source: RefSeq, a predicted model, not a curated record